This is a messenger RNA of Torulaspora delbrueckii, 699 nucleotides long. It is a transcript of the gene SPC25, whose product is annotated as kinetochore-associated Ndc80 complex subunit SPC25. Bases 1 to 699 code for a protein of 232 amino acids. Gene Ontology annotation, biological process: chromosome segregation. The transcript has a single exon. Gene Ontology annotation, cellular component: Ndc80 complex. The record is from RefSeq and is a predicted model, not a curated record. NCBI's taxonomy places the organism in Eukaryota, Fungi, Ascomycota, Saccharomycetes, Saccharomycetales, Saccharomycetaceae.
AUGCAGCAGACCAUUGGUCAAUUCACAGAGUUCCGAUCGCGUUUGGACGAGUUUGAGCGCAGGAUCCAUGAGACGUUGAACGAACGGAUGAGUACAGUGCUGGAAUCUGUCCAAAGGUAUAGAGAUGAAGUUGAAGAACUACAGAGUCGACAAAGGGUAAUAUCAGAGAGAUUCAGCAGGCUACAAAACGAGCAAGAGGCUCUGGAGAUCGAGAGGGACACAUUUAGAAAAGAUGCCGACGAUACUAAAAACAGAUUGGAAGGUUUCCAACAGAGGAAGCACCAAUUGGAGUCACAAAGGACAGCCAUAUUAGAGGAAUCCACCGAGCUGGACCUAAUGCUGGAAAAGAAAGAGCAAGAGAUCAGAAAACAGAAGGAAAGAAUGAUGAAGCAACGGCAGCGUGAUAAUCCAGAGCUGAAACUUUACGAAAGGCUUCUAGGAAUGCAAAUUGAUGCUUCUCAACCAGGGACCCUUCAUUUCGAGUUCCGCCAGUUUGACGACCAGGAUAUGGCCCGCCUGUGUGAUAUAACGCUGGAUGUUUCGAGCGAAGACUUCACCAUCCUGCAAUCGACUCCGGAACUUGAUGACGAGGAAAUCAAGAGACAGCUACUGGAUACAUUGAACAAGCAUGGCGAUAUAACCUCGUUUCUGGUCAAAUCUAGGCAGUUGCUCAUCUCACGUGCACUACGUCACCAAUGA